AUGGCUACAUCCGCUCCAAUUAUGGGUGGUGGGAACUCUGGACCAAUUGUGGAAGCACACUCGUUGAUAACCCAGCUUUAUGAUCCUGCGAACCAACGGAACCCGACCACCAUAAAUGAAAUCCAAACACGAUUACAACACCUGCAAAAAGGCGACCAUGCCUGGGAAAUUGCGGACUCUCUACUUCGCGAACGGUCUGCGCAUCAUCGUUUUAUGGGCGCCCUUACUUUCACUGUGAAGAUCAAUGUAUCAGGGAAUCAAAUCGAAGAGGCAACCACCUGUCAAAUCCUGGAACGACUCAUCAAUCAUUUUGUCACAAUCGUGAACGAGGGCGAACAAACAAUGGUGGUCAGGAAGCUUGCUUCUAGUCUUGUUGCUAUCUUUCGGCAUACGGCUAGCUCUUGGAAACGAGCUCUUUGGCAGCUGGCUGCAAGUCUCGCCCACGGCGGUUUUGUUUCGGAAUCAGAAUGCCAGACGGUAGACUUCCUGAACGGAGUUCUUCCAACAUUGUCUACCUCAAAGGCCACAGCCCUGGUAUUCUUUUCGAUCGCUUUAGCCGAGGAAGCAUCUAGAUUGGAAGCUGAGCCUCAAGAAUUGGUGGGCUCAGUCAUCCAGCGCGUAGUGGAAAACAUAGGAGAUGCGUUCUUGCUCGUUCAGUAUAUCCUCAGGCAGAUUGCGUAUCAUGCAGCAGAAGCUGGCAGUGAGUCUAUGGAGGCUACCCUGAGCCACGAGGCUAUGGGGUCUUGGAAGACAUGGCUUGGUGUUUAUGGAAACCAUCGCCAUUCCAGUGACAAACAAACACAAGCUCUCGUCAUCUCGUGUGGUCAUGAUAUCAUUGAAGCAUUGCGACUACCGAGCUUCAGUGAGAGUGCAGCCUCUGUAUUAACCCCAGCGCUCGAGACUCGUUCCUGGGCAUUUGAUACCCAUUCCAUUUUCACUAUUGCACAGGUUCUUUCAGACUCCAUUGUGACCAAGCAUCUGCUCUCAGUUACAGGGGAGGACUAUGAUACUGAUAGUAUGACAUUCAUUGAUCUCCUCGUUGCAUAUGUCUCUUUGGUCGGCUUUGAUCUAUUCAGUGAUCCUAUGAAACGCCAAAACUCUCAAAUAUUGGCUAUUUUGCAUAAUAUUUUCAAGAUUCCAGGCUACGCAGCUAUUGAUGAGUCGGCCACAACACGCGUCCUGGAGUACUGGGGUGAAAUUGCUGAGUGUCUACCGGACAAGUUGGAGUCUUCUGAUUCUAGAUAUCAAAUUGUCAAAUCUCAGAUGGCUGAAGUUGUUCUUGGCAUGUUUAACAAGCUCCUGUAUCCAAACCCCAGUGACAUUGUUGACUGGAGUGAUGAGGAGAGGAGUGAGUUCAAUUCCUACCGUCAUGAAGCAUGCGAUUAUCUUCUUUCUGCGUACCCUGUUUUGGGAAUAGAGCUCGUGAGCGUAUUCCAGGAAAGCGCAGCCAAUCAUUUACAGAAGCUUGAUUGGCGAGGCUUUGAAGUUGCUAUGUUCUGUCUUGCCCAGCUUUCUGAAGCAGUUGAUGAGAAUGGCCAUGCAGACCAAUGCUUAGAUUCAAUCUUCGGUAGCGACGCCUUUGCCCAGCUAUGCCUGGGUGGCGAGACCGGAAUUCCACUGAAGGCACGUCAGACACUUGUCGAUUCUUUUGGAAAAUACGAGUCAUAUUUUGAACGACACAGCUACCUCUUGCCGAGUGUUCUGAACAUCCUUUUCGAAUCAUUGAACUUUGAAUCCUGUGCCCAACCGGCCUCACGGUCUAUUCUGACGCUCUCAAAAUCCUGCUCCCGGAUGCUGAUAACUGAGCUCCCGACCUUCCUUGAUCGAUUGGACCAGUUCCGGACAAGACCUACAGCAACAGUCUCUACAAUGCCGAAGGUUCUCGAAGGAAUUGCGACAAUCAUACAAAAAUUAGAGUCAGAUGAGCAGAAAGUACAAACACUGGAAAGAAUCCUCGGAUUCUUUGUCCAAGAAGCCAAGACAGCACGUGAAGAAGCAGCUGGCUCCGCAUUCGAGAUUGCACGGGCCCAUGGACAUCUGGUGCUCAGUUGCAUUGCCAGCAUUGGCAAAGGACUUCGGUCCGACGGAGAUGAGGUUGUCAUUAACCUGGAUGCAGUACAAGAACAGGAUCCAUACCCUGCAUCAUUUUGGAAUUCCGGGCCUGGAUCGCCAGUACAGCAGCUCAUCAUGGAGGCAAUGCGUCUACUGAUUGUUGAUUUCCCCGUUGAUAGUGGCAUCAUUGAUUCAGCAUGCGACAUUCUUAAAGCCGGUUACACCGAGUCAAGCGGACUCUUUGUCUUCCCUCCUUCGUUGACAGUGGAUUUCAUCAAAAGCUUCCCUCUCGGUAUUUCGGGAACUGAUGUCAUCAUGGCCACAGCAUCGUCAUUCCUCGCAUCGCAUGCUUCACAUGCUAUGAAGAUCAGGGAAGAGACGGUGCAACUGAUUGCUCACGUGUCGCAACUCUUCGCUUCGAUGCUUGACAAUCCCGACAUCUAUGACCCUGAGACUGCUAAUGCGGGUAUUGAUUUCCUUGCGCGUCUCUUGCCAAAAUACUACCCCAUUCUCUUCUCUUUGACCGAGCCUCUUCCUUCUGCCUCUGGCUCAGAGUCGCAAGGAACCCCAAUCUUUGCCCUCGUACUGAAAUUUGCCCUUCGUGCUCUUACCAGGCCCGAGCCUCUCGUUCUUCGCUCUGGUUCGGCAUUCUGGGUCGCCAUGAUAGAUCUACGAGGCGGGUCUCCCGACGAGACCAUCGCGCUGGAUCAAGUUCUGGAACAUUUCGUCCCCCCUCUAUGUGAAACAUUGAUCGGACAAAUCGCAGGUCGAUGCGCGCGGUCUGAUCUGACCUUCCUAAAUGACGUCUUGCGACGACUGAUGUUCAAGAAAAUGGUACUGGCGCGGCCUAAUCUAAUCGCCGCACUCAGUGCUUUUGAUGCCCAGGGUACCGAUGCUAACGGUAUUCAAACACCGGUUCUCACUGCGCAAGAUAAGUCUAGAUUUGUAGAGUCCCUUGUUGUUGCGCGCGGUGGGAAGUCACAGUCAUUAGACAUUGUGCGAUCGCUGUGGUUAAAAUGUCGUGGGAUGACCUUUGAUUAUGUGCAAUAG
Messenger RNA from Penicillium malachiteum, 3102 nucleotides. RefSeq names its product putative importin 13. The transcript has 4 exons. The coding region runs from base 1 to 3102 and encodes 1033 amino acids. NCBI's taxonomy places the organism in Eukaryota, Fungi, Ascomycota, Eurotiomycetes, Eurotiales, Aspergillaceae. Gene Ontology annotation, cellular component: nuclear membrane; cytoplasm. Gene Ontology annotation, biological process: protein import into nucleus. The record is from RefSeq and is a predicted model, not a curated record.